UCCAGCAGGCUUCAUGUGGCUGCUGGCACUAGGUGGGGCUUUCCUGGCCGUUGCCAAGGCUUGUAUCUUCUGCCGCCUCCCAGCUCAUGCCUUGCCGAGCCGCCUGGCUCAGUUCAGUGGCCAGAUAGAGUGGAAGGAAUGGGCUUCCCCAGAUUUUUCAGCCUUUGCCUUAGAUGAGGUGACCAUGAACAAAAUCACAGAGAAAACUCAUCGAGUCCUGAGGGUCAUGGAGAUCAAAAGGUCCGUCUCUUCGCUCCCUUCGUAUUGGCAAUGGCUUCAGAAGACCAAGAUCCCCCAGUACACCAGGGAAGCUCUCUGUGCUCCUGCCUGCCGGGGCAGCACCAUCCUUUACAACUGCUCCACCUGCGAGGGCGAGGAGGCGCCUUGCUGGCCCCGAAAGCGCUGCAUCCCAGGCAGGAAGUCACGAUCUAUGGGACGCUAGGAUUCUGCUCUUCUCUAUCUUCGCAGUUGCCCUGCUUUUGGGUGCUCUGAGCCUCCAGGUGGAGUGAGUUGA
Messenger RNA from Acomys russatus (golden spiny mouse), 514 nucleotides. It is a transcript of the gene Tmem95, whose product is annotated as transmembrane protein 95. Gene Ontology annotation, cellular component: acrosomal membrane; sperm plasma membrane. Lineage: Eukaryota; Metazoa; Chordata; Mammalia; Rodentia; Muridae. The record is from RefSeq and is a predicted model, not a curated record. Gene Ontology annotation, biological process: fusion of sperm to egg plasma membrane involved in single fertilization. The transcript is spliced from 6 exons.